Molecule: messenger RNA, 5123 nt
Organism: Mus pahari (shrew mouse)
Lineage: Eukaryota; Metazoa; Chordata; Mammalia; Rodentia; Muridae
Gene: Git2
Product: GIT ArfGAP 2
Exons: 21
Coding region: 113-2398 (761 amino acids)
Biological process (GO): brain development; regulation of ARF protein signal transduction
Molecular function (GO): protein binding; GTPase activator activity
Source: RefSeq, a predicted model, not a curated record
GCGGGGGGGAGAGGCGCCGCCAGCGCCGCCCGGAGACCCGUUAGAGCGGAAGCGCAGCCGCCGCCGCCUCUGCUGUCGCUCGCUCGGGUUCCCGGCAGGUGAAGCGGGCACCAUGUCGAAGCGGCUCCGGAGCAGCGACGUGUGCGCCGACUGCAGCGGGCCUGAUCCUUCCUGGGCAUCAGUAAAUAGGGGAACUUUCAUAUGUGACGAAUGUUGCAGUGUCCAUCGGAGCCUGGGGCGCCACAUCUCCCAAGUGAGGCAUCUUAAACACACAGCAUGGCCUCCAACCCUGCUCCAGAUGGUUGAGACCUUGUACAACAACGGCGCUAACUCCAUAUGGGAGCACUCUCUGCUGGACCCUGCCUCCAUCAUGAGUGGGAGGCGGAAAGCUAGUCCACAGGACAAAGUCCACCCCAAUAAAGCAGAAUUCAUCAGAGCCAAGUAUCAGAUGUUAGCGUUUGUCCACCGGUUGCCCUGCCGUGAGGACGACAGCGUGACAGCCAAGGAUCUCAGUAAGCAACUCCAUUCAAGUGUGAGAACAGGGAACCUUGAGACCUGUCUGAGACUGUUGUCUUUAGGAGCCCAAGCCAACUUCUUUCAUCCGGAGAAAGGAAGCACCCCACUCCACGUCGCGUCCAAAGCAGGGCAGGUCCUGCAGGCGGAGUUACUGGCCGUGUACGGAGCUGACCCAGGCACACAGGACUCUAGUGGGAAGACUCCUGUUGACUACGCACGGCAAGGAGGGCACCAUGAGUUGGCGGAACGCCUCGUAGAAAUACAGUACGAGCUGACGGACAGACUGGCCUUCUACCUCUGCGGCCGGAAACCAGAUCAUAAAAGCGGACAGCACUUUCUGAUCCCUCAGAGAGCAGACAGACGGCUCAGCCUGGAUUUGUCUGAGUUGGCAAAAGCUGCAAAGAAGAAACUUCAAUCUCUGAGUAAUCAUUUGUUCGAAGAGCUUGCCAUGGAUGUGUACGACGAAGUUGACAGGCGAGAGACCGACGCAGUCUGGCUUGCCACGCAGAACCACAGCACCUUGGUAACCGAGACAACCGUCGUCCCCUUCCUUCCGGUCAACCCCGAGUACUCCUCCACACGAAACCAGGGCAGACAGAAAUUAGCUCGGUUUAACGCCCACGAGUUUGCUACGCUGGUCAUCGACAUCCUCAGUGACGCCAAGAGGAGACAGCAGGGCAGUCCUCUGUCCAGGUCAAAAGACAAUGUGGAGCUCAUAUUGAGAACAGUCAGUACACAGCACAGCACUGAGAGCCAAGACAACGACCAGCCAGACUAUGACAGCGUGGCCUCCGAUGAAGACACAGACGUGGAGACCCGGGCAAGCAAGGCAAACCGGCAGAAGAGCCUAGAUUCAGAUUUGUCAGAUGGACCAGUCACUGUGCAGGAAUUUAUGGAGGUCAAAAGCGCCCUAGUGGCUUCUGAGGCCAAGAGACAGCAGCUAAUGAAGGUGAAUAACAACUUGAGUGACGAGCUGAGAAUUAUGCAGAAAAAGCUUCAAACUCUCCAGAGUGAGAACUCAAGCCUCAGGAGACAGGCCACAGCCAGUGCCUGUCAGGUGCAGACAGGCUCUGACCACAAGGACACUGCGAGCCACUCGUCCCUAAAGCGCCGGCCAUCUGCCCGGGGCAGUAGACCCAUGUCCAUGUAUGAGACUGGAUCAGGCCAGAAGCCAUACCUCCCAAUGGGAGAAGCCAGCCACCCUGAGGAGAGCCGGACAAGACUUCAACCCUUCCCCACGCAUAUUGGGAGGAGUGCCCUUGUGACCUCCUCUUCGUCUCUGCCCUCCUUCCCCUCCACACUUUCCUGGUCCAGGGACGAAAGCGCCCGAAGGGCCUCCAGGCUGGAGAAGCAGAACAGCACCCCGGAGAGCGAUUAUGACAACACUGCCUGUGACCCUGAGCCGGACGACACUGGGUCAACCCGGAAGGGACGGCAGCGGAGCAUGCUCUGGCAAGGUGAUGGCUCCGUGACAGACACAGCAGAGCCCCACUCGGUCCCCAGCCCUGCCCUCCCUAGCACAGAAGACGUCAUCCGGAAGACCGAGCAGAUCACCAAAAACAUCCAGGAGCUCCUUCGAGCAGCCCAGGAGAACAAGCAUGACAGCUAUAUUCCCUGCUCAGAGAGGAUACACGUUGCUGUAACGGAGAUGGCAGCCCUGUUCCCCAAAAAACCUAAGUCUGACACGGUGAGGACUUCCCUCCGCCUACUCACGUCCAGUGCCUACCGGCUCCAGUCGGAGUGCAGAAAGGCUCUCCCAGGAGACUCGAGCUUACCCACGGAUGUGCAGCUGGUCACACAGCAGGUCAUCCAGUGUGCCUAUGACAUCGCCAAGGCCGCCAAACAGCUGGUCACAAUCACCACCAAAGAGAAUAGCAGCUGAGCUCGGGCGCUGUCCGCCCGCCUGCAGACUACACACGAACUCUUCAGAUUUUUACAAAACGUUUCAUGAUGAUUUCAGACUUUUUUAAAAAAAAAAAACUCAGUAUUAUUUUUUGCAUGUUUUCUAACAGAUUUUUGACUGUAAUUUAACCCUUGCCUUAUUUGUGCCUGUUUGCAACUUAGUUCUGUCCUGUCAGAUUGUCACCAAGUGCUUAGGUCAUGACCCCGCGUGUUUAAAAGUGAUUGUUCCGAGUUUGUUACAACUUUCCUGUGCCCUUUACAAUCUCUACCCAUGCCUAAAACUAUAAUUGAUAUUUUUAGUAAAACAUUUUCUUAAGAGAUAAGAAAGUUGGAUUUUAAAAAAAACAAAAACCCAGCAGCAGCAGCCGCAUCCGUUCCAGGCAUCGUGCAGUCAGUUGGGACGCUUCCCUUCCGUUCUGUGGGGUCUCGGAGUUUGGGGUCGCUCCGUGUGCACGGAGAGCAGAGUCUCCCACUUCCUAGAGAGAGCGCAUCUCUUGGAUCAUGUUAAGUGUUGUCUUAUUUAAUAUUUCUAUCUUGAUUUUCUAUCUAUAAAGAUUUUACCAUUAUGGAAGUCUCUAUAAUAUCCAAAAAAGUUACGACUCCACCCUUUACAUCAGCUUCCGGUUGGCCACCCGCUGUCGGGGGCCUGCUUCUUCCCCCAAACCAGACCGUUCACUCAGAACCGUGAGUCAGUCUCCAGGCCGUGCGGAGGAUGCCGACACCCUCUGCACGGCUCCUCUGGAAGGAUGUCUUCCCAGGUAAGACACAUCCCCUCACGGGUACUUCACGGUUAGAAAUCCUGUGGAGCUGCAAGAAGAGUUCCCCGUGUGCCCUAGCUAGCAGCAGCUCUCCCAAAGCUCCCCAAGGGCAGAGGUUGACACCCAGGCCACGGCAGCACUGGCGCUUGCUGUGCGGAAGGCACUUUGUCGUUCGGAGUGUUGGAGCCCGGCCAUUGCAGCUCACUGCAUCGCUUCUGCCCAGGUGGAGCUCAGGCCCUGACCUGAGGAAGCAGGCAAUUGCUCUGUCGCCAGCCAGGUGCACAGACAGCCGAGGGCGGCUGGGGACCUCACCCAGCCUGUAAGGACAGCAGCUUCUCCCACUCAUACCCCUCAUGCAGCUGUAGAAAAGUAGCCUGGGGCUGCCAGUGCUUUUUCUUUUCAAGGUACCAGAAGUUUUGAGUUAUUUCAUGACAUUUUUCUAAUCAGAACUGCGGACAGUCCAUCCAGACAUGCCCGCCGAACAGACUGCCCAUCUCGGCCUCGUCUGGGGUCUCUAAACUGCACAUGAGGGAACCCAUCCGCCAGUCCUGGAAGGCAGCAUUUGUCUCCCACAGAACGACCAAAGUGAGGUGACCUCACUGUGCUGAGCCUGCCUCAUAGUCCCACUUACAGCAUGGCCAACGUGUCCUGGAGACAAGGUCAGGCUCACAGCUCAGAGGAAAGGAUCAGAGCUCCAGAGGCCUGCCCACUCAUCGAUAGGCACAUUAACUAAAUGCCACUUGUCUGGGGGAUGUCCAGGAGGGCCUUUUAGAAAGGGGCCAGCCGGUGUGAGCUCAGGCCUCAUCUUUGACAAGCUUUUCUGCGGGUUCCAAGGACUACUGCUCUUCUGGCAGGCUCCCUGGAGCUGGUUCCAGUCCUGAGCUGGUUCCCACCACCCCCAGGGAGAGCAGGCCUCUGUUGGAAGCUACCGGGAAGAGAAUCAUUAGAGGCAGAGCAGUGUCAUCCCGUUAAGUCACAAAGACCUGCCAUGGAGAACGCUGUCCUUGAGAAAUCAAGGAACAUGGGGCCAGUACAGUGUUUCCAGACGCUCUCAAGAAAACCAGAGUCAGUCCCAUGUCCUCCUCAGGCUGAAGGCCCUGUGUGGAGGCCUGAGGAGACCACAGGAGGGGCCCCACACAGUCCCUCCUGAGACCUGGGGUUAGAGCAUACUGUUCCUGUAGGCAAAUGUAUUUUGUCUCCAAGCUCACCCUGGCCAUUUUUGGGUUUUUUUGCAUGUGGAUCUCAUCACCUUGCAGGAGCGAGCUCUGCAUCCAAUAGGGCUGCUCUCUCUGGGAUUCUGCCUUCCCAUCUGUGUACCCCACUUUCUAAGACGGAGAGGAUGAAGACACAAUUAAUGGAGCAUGCCCUGCCCCGAGCUCCGUUCCCAGAAGGCACCGUGGCCUCAGCACCAUGGUCCCUACUUGCCAAAGAUAAAAGUCCAGUGUUGUGGGGACUCUGCCCUGACCGCAGUGACCUCCAUCACAGAACACAGCCUGACAGCAGCGUGUUUUCAUCCUCCACGGCUUCCGUGGGCUCGCAGUGCAGUUUCCUUUCCUUCCUUCUCCUAGCUGGCUAUCACCCACGCUCUUACAAAGCAAAGUGCUGCACAGAGAAAAGAAGAUGCAUCGCAUACAUGGUGUUAAAGUGCUGCACAGAGAAAAGAAGAUGCAUCACAUGCCUGGUGUUAAAGUGCUGCAUAGAGUAAAGAAGAUGCAUCGCAUACAUGGUGUUAAAGUGCUGCACAGAGAAAAGAAGAUGCAUCGCAUACAUGGUGUUAAAGUGCUGCACAGAGAAAAGAAGAUGCAUCGCAUGCCUGGUGUUAAGCCCCCUCGCUCCUCCUCCUCUGGUGGCUUCUCAGUCAGCAUUCUGAAGUUACUGUCCCCGCCUGUAAAAUCCUUCUGGAAUCUGUGCCCACCGGUUAUGCAAUAAAUCCUCUCUUUAAGUGUG